Phytomonas sp. Hart1 is the source of this 834-nucleotide messenger RNA. The record is from the annotation of a GenBank genome assembly. Lineage: Eukaryota; Euglenozoa; Kinetoplastea; Trypanosomatida; Trypanosomatidae.
AUGACAACACGCCACCGCGGUUUGGCAUUCAAGGCUCUACUACCACGCAUACCGCGUAAUUUAGCAGUCUUCGAUGGGCAUUGUUUGCUAUGCCAAGCCCGUGUCCGUUACGUUCUCGAGCGGAACUUUAACUAUCUUUCAAUUACUUCUUAUUUGGUCGGAAACACGGAGGACACGAGUUUGGAGCGACAUCAAAUUUAUUUCACCUCUUUCGACUUAUUAGAGGGGAGUGAGCUCAAGCGUCUUUUUUUUCCCACCCCGACCUCACCAAGAAAGCCACCCUUGACCGAUACCCCAACUUCGAAUUUCCCUUUGUCGCCUCAGCCACUAAUCGUGCCGGAUGAUUUAGUGAUUUUGUUUGUUGAGAAAGUAGUCUCGAAGAACGCCUCACUCUUGCGGCACGCAGGUGGGCACUGUCCUCAUGGGGACCGAAAUGCUCUUUUGUUUUCACCGACUUCUCAAGCCUUAUCAUCGUCUUUAUCUUCAUCAAUGGCGAUUUUUUCCUUUUUGGGACUCCACCGUGGGAAGGCAAAGGACAGCAAUCCAAUGAACGCUGCCGUUCUCCCUCAACCGGAAGAUACGGACCUUCUUGUCUCCACCAACUUCGCGGCGAUGUGUCGUAUAGGCAUGCACCUUGACCGUGUGUGGCUUCGAGCGAUAUCUUGUGUUCUCUAUUACACCAUACCGAGACGUUUGGGCGAUGCGUGGUUUGAGCGCGCCGUAUUGAAGCGUCGGAAGUUGAUCUGGGGAGCCUCGGAGGAGGAUGCGGUCAAAAUGUUAGGCAUGAUUGACGGUAUGAAGGAGCGGCGCUGGUCGUGGCGCACACGAUUUUAA